Messenger RNA from Pistacia vera, 1552 nucleotides. Its product is annotated as ubiquitin receptor RAD23c-like. Gene Ontology annotation, biological process: proteasome-mediated ubiquitin-dependent protein catabolic process; nucleotide-excision repair. The transcript has 12 exons. Gene Ontology annotation, molecular function: damaged DNA binding; ubiquitin binding; polyubiquitin modification-dependent protein binding. NCBI's taxonomy places the organism in Eukaryota, Viridiplantae, Streptophyta, Magnoliopsida, Sapindales, Anacardiaceae. Gene Ontology annotation, cellular component: cytosol; nucleoplasm. The record is from RefSeq and is a predicted model, not a curated record. Bases 16 to 1296 code for a protein of 426 amino acids.
CCAGAGACGUAGAAGAUGAAGAUUUUCGUUAAAACACUCAAAGGCACUAAUUUCGACAUCGAAGUAAAACCUGAAGACACGGUUGUUGAUGUGAAAAAGAAGAUAGAAACAGUUCAAGGAUCUGAUGUUUAUCCUGCGGCACAGCAGAUGCUUAUUUUUCAGGGGAAAGUCCUCAAAGAUGACACUACACUGGAAGAGAACAAAGUAACUGAAAAUAGUUUUGUUGUGAUUAUGGUAACUAAGACUAAGAAACCAUCUGGUGAGGGUUCAACGACAUCAACUACACCUACAGCUAAGGCUCCCCAAACAAGUACUCCAACCCCAGCACCAGCUGCGGCAACAGUUCCUGAGACUCCUGUACCAACAUCAGCACCGCCUGCAUCCGUUCCUGCUCCUGCCCCUGCUCCUGUGCCCGUAGCUGCCCCUGCCCCUGCCCCUGCCCCUAUCCCUGCCACUGCCCCUGCCCCUGCCCCUAUCCCUGCCACUGCCCCUGUCCCUGCCCCUGCCCCUGCCCCUGCCCCUGUCGCAUUAGUUACUGCUACGUCAGAAUCCAAUGUCUAUGGCGAAGCCGCAUCAAAUCUGGUUGCAGGGAAUAACCUGGAGGGAGCAAUCCAGCAAAUUCUUGAUAUGGGUGGAGGUACUUGGGAUAGAGAUACUGUUGUCCGUGCUCUCCGUGCUGCUUACAAUAACCCGGAGAGAGCUGUUGAAUAUUUGUAUUCUGGUAUCCCUGAGCAAGCUGAAGCUCCGCCCGUGGCCCGUGUCCCUGUUAGUGGGCAAGCUACAAACUCUCCUACCCAGCCUACACAGCCAACCCAACCGACACCUGCUCCUGCUAGUGGACCCAAUGCAAACCCUUUAGACCUCUUUCCACAGGGCCUUCCUGACAUGGGCUCAGGCGCAGCUGGUGCAGGAACUCUUGAAUUCUUACGUAAUAGUCCACAGUUUCAAGUCCUGCGAGCUAUGGUGCAGGCCAACCCACAUUUAUUGCAGCCCAUGCUUCAAGAGUUGGGGAAACAAAAUCCUGCAUUAGUGAGGCUUAUUCAGGAGCAUCAGGCUGACUUCCUUCGGCUUAUCAAUGAACCUGUCGAAGGUGGUGAGGGGAAUAUCGGGGGACAGCUUUCUGGGGCAAUUCCUCAGGCAAUAACUGUCACGCCUGAAGAGCGUGAAGCAAUAGAACGGCUUGAAGCAAUGGGCUUUGAUCGGGCAACAGUAUUGGAGGUGUUCUUUGCCUGCAACAAGGACGAGGAAGUGGCUGCCAACUAUCUUCUGGACCACAUGCACGAGUUUGAGGAUUGAUUAUAGGUGAUCAGGAUGGUCACUUGCCUCUGUCCGCUCCUUUGAAAACGUACAUUAUUUCUUUUUCUUUAUUUUCGCUUUUGCUCUUUUUUUCUUCCCCCUUCUCCUUGACUUCAUUUGUUAAUCAAGUUUGGCGUUUACAACACUGGAGUGUCUGGAGUGGACAAGUAAUGCAAAAUGUAAUAUUCUUCAGUUUCUUCCUUGUAGGAUUAUGCAAAUGCCUAUAUGCAUAGUUGUUAAUUUCCUUUUGCCUACA